This is a messenger RNA of Radiomyces spectabilis, 525 nucleotides long. RefSeq lists its product as uncharacterized. The transcript has 2 exons. The annotation marks the transcript as partial. The record is from RefSeq and is a predicted model, not a curated record. Lineage: Eukaryota; Fungi; Mucoromycota; Mucoromycetes; Mucorales; Radiomycetaceae.
ACACACGAUCAAGCACUUUGCACGCUCUUCGUCGAAGAGUAUAAUGAAGAAAAUGUGCGUCGAUUGAGAAAGCGAAUGGAAGAUUUGGAAGAUUUCGAAAUCUGCUACGAAAACGAUGAAACAAAACCUGUCUUGCUGCCACGCAGAAAAUUCCUUGCGGAACAAUUAACAUAUCACAACAUCGAAAAAUUGACGUUCCUUGAUACUGAUUAUAACACCUUGUUACUAGCUUCACAAGCGCAAGUCGUGCGUUUCCUGAACGAGGUGUACCUUCCGCACGAUCCAUUGAAUGUAUCACUCUAUGAGGCUAGAAAAAUGACUACCAAGCAAAUAUUCCAUGAAGUCUUAUCACACACCAAAUGUUUGGAUGACAAGUCACCAGCGGCUUUUUCAAGAUGGUGUUCCAGUCAAAAAUUACACUUCCUGCAAGCUGAGGAUCGAUCUAAGAGAAUCAAGUUGGACAAUGGAUCGUACGUCCGAUAUCGAGACCUCUACGUCAUGAAAAAAGAAUAUCAUGGUAAGUCG